Messenger RNA from Mastomys coucha (southern multimammate mouse), 2139 nucleotides. RefSeq names its product mesoderm development LRP chaperone (gene Mesd). NCBI's taxonomy places the organism in Eukaryota, Metazoa, Chordata, Mammalia, Rodentia, Muridae. Gene Ontology annotation, molecular function: low-density lipoprotein particle receptor binding. The transcript has 3 exons. The coding region runs from base 405 to 1082 and encodes 225 amino acids. The record is from RefSeq and is a predicted model, not a curated record. Gene Ontology annotation, biological process: protein folding.
CCUAGGGGCGGAGCCAGGAGACCAUAGCUGAGGGGCGGAGUCUAGUGGUGAAAGGCUCAAUGAUGGGGAGGAGCCUCAGGUUGGGAGCCCCAAGGGAAGGCAUUUGUGGACGGAGCCAAGGAGAGGGGGCGGUGCUACUGGAUGAGGUCCGGACUGGAGUAAAGAGGACGAGGCAGGGUGCGGUAGGCUACGGACUCCUGGGAGGCGGAGCCAUUGGGAUCUGAGUCCGCGAGGGUGGGACGGGGUCGAGUACUGGCAUUAGUUCUGCGCAGAACAAGUUCUGGGACUGGAUCCGAAGGCCGGGGGCGGGAUAGGGGCGAGGCCCGGACGCCAGGACUCCGCACGCUGUGUGCGCAGGCUCAGUGUGCGUUACGCUGGGCAGUCCCUUACGCCGGGCGGCUAACAUGGCUGCCUCCAGGUGGCUACGCGCGGUUCUUCUGUUUCUGUGUGCCUCGGACCUUCUGUUGCUCCCUCCUCCUGAAGCCUACGCGACCGACACCCCGGGCGAGGCCCCCCCACCUCCACGGAAAAAGAAGAAGGACAUCCGCGAUUACAACGAUGCGGACAUGGCGCGACUUCUGGAGCAGUGGGAGAAAGAUGAUGACAUAGAAGAAGGAGACCUUCCAGAACACAAGAGACCCUCGGCACCUAUUGACUUCUCAAAGCUAGACCCAGGCAAGCCUGAGAGCAUCUUGAAAAUGACAAAGAAAGGGAAGACUCUGAUGAUGUUUGUCACUGUCUCAGGGAACCCUACUGAGAAGGAGACAGAGGAAAUCACCAGCCUGUGGCAGGGUAGUCUGUUCAACGCCAACUAUGAUGUUCAGAGGUUCAUCGUGGGAUCAGACCGCGCCAUCUUCAUGCUCCGGGAUGGGAGCUACGCCUGGGAGAUCAAGGACUUUUUGGUCAGUCAAGACAGGUGUGCUGAAGUCACUCUAGAGGGACAGACGUAUCCUGGCAAAGGAGGAGGAAGCAAGGAGAAGAAUAAAACAAAGCCAGACAAGGGUAAAAAGAAGGAGGGAGAGCCCAAACCACGGGCUUCCAAGGAAGACAAUCGAGCUGGGAGCCGAAGAGAAGACCUCUAGCAGGUUGGCAAGCUUCCCGCUGGGUAGGCAGGACCAGAUAGCCCCUUGCAGACUGGUGGGGCAGGUGGGGGAAGGAAACUGCCUAGCAGAUGACAUUCUCAUGUCCUCUAGGAAGGGUCUGUGUGUGACCGUCGGGUCAGUAUCACAGUUACCAUAUAAAAGGCUUCACAUGUGAAGGCAGGAUUUGUGAUUGGUAGUGGACUGGCAUCACCUGACUUGGAAACUUGAUAGACCUUUGUACCUCUUCCAUCUUGUGAGUCCUUGACACCCCAGGGUACCACUCCCUCCUCACUGCACCUGCUGUGGUCCAUGGCCUGUGGUGUCUGUCUGUUACAAGCUCAAGUCAGACAAGCUCUGAGAACCUUUGCCUUGACUGAAACAGGCAUGGAUUGUUCGGUGAGUGAAGAUAAACAUGCCCUACGAGCAGGGCUAGUGCUGUACGCCCAGGAUCUGGAUAGCAAACCCAUUAUGCAGACCGUGCAGAUUCACAACAGUGCCAUCCAGAAGUCCUAAGAAGUCAUUUCACGGCUUGCGUCCUCAUCAGUUCAGGGGAUCCACUGUCUCCCAGUCUUCCGGUGGUUGUUGAGGGAAUGCUCUUAUGCCUCCUGUGAGGAAAGGAGGAUGCUUCAGCUUGAGGGCUCACGUUCUGCAUAGCCCGACAACUAUAAAGUUGGUGAGGAGGGACCAGCAGAAUCUUCCGUAGGAGUGGACCUCAUCUACAGUGUUUCUAAGUGGUUUCUUUGAUAAAGUGCCUAAGCUUUUGUAUGGUACUCUCAUGAUGUGCUACUGUUCACAUCUGUUUUUGCUGUUCAUAGGUUGAAGCUUAUAUAAAAGAACAUUUCUAUGAGGCUGCCAUUCUUAAGAACUUACAUUCUUUAAAACCAAGAUUGUGGUUUUAAAUUCAAAAUAAUACAUGUACACAUACCCAGCUAGCUAGUGUCACUAUUAGUGUGUCACAGUGUGAAGAAUUGCCCUACCCUGCUGCCAGUACUUUGUCCCAGUGAAACUACUGUUGAUCAUUGGUUUUUCAAAAAUAAAGUACAUUUACCGGCUUCCA